UUGCCUCUGGAUUGAGGGAGAUGGUGAGUGUGACAAAUGUAGGGCUCUGACCUCACUGAAGUCAUGAACCUGGUGAUGCUUGUAGCUCAGAAACUGUGCUGUAGGGUUGCUGUCUUUGAUUGCUAAUUGACAUUUGGAGGCACAGCAGAAAAUAAGAAGGCCUAAAUACAAAUAAGCUCUCUGCCAUCGCCAUCAUGUUGCAGAGGUUUCUGCACCGUGAGGUUUUGUACCUGUGCUGACCCUCAUCCCGUGGCAGUGGCAGUGGGGUAAUGGCCAGCACAGCAUGGAACACCUGCCGAUGGCUUUGGUUGUUGUUGCUGUGCUAGAAAGGUAACAGCAACAACUGGUACAAACAUGAAAGAUCUGGUCAAGGAUUGGUUUGUCACCACUGAGCGAGAGGCACCUGGGAGACACAGGGAAGACAUGGCCACUGGAGCCCCUCAUCGUGCGUGUCCUUGUGAGUGUGGGAGUGGGGGCAGGUAAGAGAAGCUUCUGUAGAGAUGAUACAAAUAAAUGCCACCUCGUCCUCCUGUAAGAUCACCACCUCGAGCUUCGUCACGCCAGUUCCGCAGGCAUCACAUGAACAGGAUGAGCCAACUCUGUCAGGAGAGCUGUAUUUUCUGCCCUUGCCAAGAUGCCCUGGGAGCGCCGUGCCGCUGCCUCCAGAGCAGAACCUGCAGCUGCCUCCCGCGCCCCAGCCUGGAGGAGCCCAGACAGGCACUGCUGGUGGCUUUUGACUCAAGUCCCAGGAUGGAGCUCUGGAUCUGGCAAACUGGAGCUGAGUGGUUGCAGUUCCCUCGAUUACGUAAGGUUCCUGACUUGUGUUUAAUCCCUGGCUUAUUAAUGGCACUCAUCUCUUUGAUCAAAGACUAGCACUGAUUUCAAUUAGGGUUGAGCAAGAACCCACUGACAGGGAAGGCUGUAUCAGGAGGAGCAGCUGCUGUGCCCUGAAGGGUUUCUUCACCCUCGUGACCAAAAUCUAUACUCGUAGGUGAAGCGUAUUUAUUCCCAACCAAGCUGGAGAAAGCUCAAGUAAUCCUUUGCUGGCAAAAUACCUCUGCUGAAUAAAAGCAGGCGGCACUGACUGCCUGGGGAGCUCCUGUUCUUCCCAUCUCAAGCAGCAGGGAGGGACCACACCCUUCCUACAAAAGGGCGAAGCCACAAGAAGAUAAGCCUUGGCUUCUCUGUUGGACGGCACUGCCGAGUGGGAUAUCGCUGGAACCAUGUCCUCCAUCAAAAUUGAAUCUGUUGUGAAGGAGAAGAACAGGAUGGGAGAGUGCCCUGUCUGGGAAGAAAGGGAGAGUGCACUUGUCUAUGUAGACAUUAACUCACAGAAAGUUUGCCGCUGGAGCCCACUCACCAAUGAGGUGCAGAGCGUGUCUGUGGAUUCCCGUGUCGGCUCGGUGGCACUGCGGCAGUGCGGGGGCUACGUCAUCGCCCUGGGGAGAAGGUUUGCCUUUCUGGACUGGGAUACUCAGGCAGUCACCACCAUCCUCGAGCUCGAGCAGGAUAAACCCAACAACAGGUUCAAUGAUGGGAAAGUGGAUCCGAAGGGGAGGUUUUUUGCUGGUACCAUGGCUGAAGAGACGGCACCCGGGGUCCGAGCGAGGCGGCAAGGAGCUCUCUAUACCCUUUUCCCUGACCAUUCAGUGAUCAAACAGUUAGACCAGGUGGACAUCUCCAAUGGCCUGGACUGGUCCUUGGACCACAGGACCUUUUUUCACAUCGAUAGCCUUGCAUAUGCUGUGCAUGCCUUCAGCUACGAUGUGCACACUGGAAAGAUCGCCUGCCCAAAACUUUUAUACCAUCUAGAAAAGGAGGAGCAAAUGCCUGAUGGGAUGUGCAUUGAUGCAGAAGGGAAGCUCUGGGUGGCCUGUAUUGAUGGCGGGAGAGUAAUUCGUAUAGACCCAGAGACAGGAAAAAGAAUCCAAACUGUGAGGCUUCCUACUCCAAGGAUCACCUCUUGCUGCUUUGGGGGAAAAGACUACUCAGAAAUGUACGUCACGUCUGCAUAUGAUGGACUGGACAAGACUGCCCUGGCCAAGGAACCUCAUGCAGGAGAGAUUUUCAAGAUAACAGGUCUGGGGGUGAAAGGGAUCCCACAGAAUUUCUAUGCUGCUUGACCAUGGACACCAAAUAACAAAGAAGAAAUGUCUGCAUCUUGUAGUAACCUUGACAAGGAGAAGUCCAAUGAACUACAGAAUUUAUCUCUGUGAGGAUUUCUACACCCACAUUUGAGAGCAUGCUUGCUUGGAAUUGAAGAUACUUCUUCUGUGGGCCAGUGGCUUGAUGAAAUAGGUUAGAGAGGUAAAAUUAGUCUGUGUUACACCUUGAUAGCUUUUGUGACUUCCCAUAAAUCUCUUCAAGCUCAAGCUUAGUUUGGUUGAAAUUUUGGAUGACUGGCUCUGGAUUUUCAAGUCUGUGUGGUUCCUGAAGCAGGAUCUGACUCCUGGCUUGUCUUUUCAUGUUACAGUGAUGUACCAGCAAUGACAUGGCAGAUAUUAAUAAACACUUUAAGAGUGAUGACUUGA
Messenger RNA from Apus apus (common swift), 2531 nucleotides. Its product is annotated as regucalcin-like. Gene Ontology annotation, biological process: L-ascorbic acid biosynthetic process. The coding region runs from base 1224 to 2123 and encodes 299 amino acids. Gene Ontology annotation, molecular function: enzyme regulator activity; calcium ion binding; gluconolactonase activity. NCBI's taxonomy places the organism in Eukaryota, Metazoa, Chordata, Aves, Apodiformes, Apodidae. The transcript has 7 exons. The record is from RefSeq and is a predicted model, not a curated record.